UCAUGGUCUGAGAAUGGUAUUUGGAGCCCAUAAGCUUUCUGAAUUGGGUCCAGACACCCAGACUCGAAAAAUUAAGAAGCUGAUAGUUCAUGAAGAGUACUCAGGAGAAGGGAAACAAAUAUAUGACAUGGCUCUUGUUCGUCUGGAUGAGCCCAUUACAUUUAAUAACUAUAUCCAGCCAGCCUGUUUUCCUUCUAAAUCAAUUAAGGUAGAGCACAUGACUAAAUGCCAAGUAGCAGGAUGGGGUGUUCUCAGUGAAAAAUCUAAAGAAUCAGCUGACAUCCUUCAAGAAGCCAGUGUGACACUUAUCCCUAAUACACUUUGCAACAGCAAAGAUUGGUACAAUGGCAAGAUAGAAGAGUACAACCUGUGUGCUGGACAUAAGGAAGGGAAGAUUGACAGCUGCCAGGGUGACAGUGGAGGACCACUUAUGUGCAGGACAAAGUCUAAUGACUUUGCUGUGGUUGGAGUGACAAGCUGGGGGUCAGGCUGCGCCCGACAGCAACGUCCUGGGAUUUACAGCAGUAUCCAGUACUUUACUGAAUGGAUCAACACUAAAUUGUACAAAGAGGUCAAAAAAAGAUCAAAAAGGUCUGUUCUCAAAAAGAUCUUUUUUCAAAAUGAUCUUGAAACCAAAAGCUUAAAUAUGAAAGUAAAUACAGCGAACCAACAUAAUACAAAAAACAAAUUAAAACUAUAUCUGGUUGAUGCAUUUAAGACCAACACAGCUACUCCAUUACCUAGGAGUGAAAAUAGACCUCUAACAAAGCCAGUGCCAAAUAACCAAAUUACUACCGAUACAAAAUCAGUUCAGCAUAUCCAGGAUCCACCAAAACUGGAUCAAAAAAACCUUCUCCAGUCUUUAUGGCAUAGACUGACACAGAUAUAUAAAUGGAUAACAACGGUCUUGGUUUCUGGCUCCCUUAUGGACACAGUACAGGAUAACAACUAAUCAGACUUAAAGAAGAAAACUAUUUUAUUUUUAGUAUGUGUAUGUAAGAGGGAUAAUCCGAUCGGAUUUUGAAAACGUCAUCUGCCGAUGCUCUGUGUUGGCCAGUGUAUUGCGCAUUGACAGAUAAGAAAGUGAAGAGGAGUUACGGGCAUACACAUUUCAAUAAAAUCAUACUAUAUAUAAUUUUUGGUAUGUGUAUGUUGGAGGGAUGAUCCGGUCGGAGGGUCCGCAGCUCCUCUUCACUUUAUGCAGUUCCAGUCAUUCAGGCUGUUGGGCAAGCAAAUGGAUUAUAAAUUUGGCCAUGCUGUGAAUGGCCGCUCCCAUGGUAUCCAUUUGACCCACAUGCUGAUCUGAGGAUCAGCAGAAGACUGUA
This is a messenger RNA of Xenopus tropicalis (tropical clawed frog), 1325 nucleotides long. RefSeq names its product acrosin. The transcript is spliced from 3 exons. The coding region runs from base 14 to 952 and encodes 312 amino acids. Gene Ontology annotation, biological process: proteolysis. NCBI's taxonomy places the organism in Eukaryota, Metazoa, Chordata, Amphibia, Anura, Pipidae. The record is from RefSeq and is a predicted model, not a curated record. Gene Ontology annotation, molecular function: serine-type endopeptidase activity.